Messenger RNA from Menidia menidia (Atlantic silverside), 4719 nucleotides. The record is from the annotation of a GenBank genome assembly. NCBI's taxonomy places the organism in Eukaryota, Metazoa, Chordata, Actinopteri, Atheriniformes, Atherinopsidae.
AUGGAUCGCUGCAACGAGGUAAAACUUCUGCUGAAAAGGUGGGAGCAGGGGUUUGUCAACCAGCACCAGAGGAAACCCAACAAGGAGGACAUUGAUCAGGCUCCGGAAGAGACUAGGAAGCUGUAUAAGGAGUACCGCGGUUUGAAACAGGCCAAAGAGAACAGCAGCCAAAUUCAGGCCCCAGCCGAUCCCCACACAACCAAUAAGGUCCUGAAGACAGACUCGGGUUGUUGGGGUGCCCAUCUAAAUCGCAAAGCGAUGCCCGUUCCUGCUCCCAGACUGACGUCCCAGGAGAGAGAUGAUCUGAUUGCAUCUUCCCAACAUUACGCGUUAAAGCUUAAAAACAACCUGGCCUCACUGGGCAAAGACAGACCUGUCUCGCUGAAGAGAUCUUAUGGUCGACCACCUCCAAACUCGCUGAAAGAUGAAAAAACUGUACCGACAAACAAGACACAUUCUGCUGAAACACCUGCCAAGGCCCGGAAUGUUGACCAGGAAUCAACCCACAUUAAUCUGGGCUCUGCGUCACCGUCUGUGAGGACACUUCAUCCAGAGGAGCCCGAGGAGCAGUUUAAACCACUGGAACCUGAGCCUGCAGAAGCUGUUUCUAGCUGCAGCACAACUACAAACAGCACCGAUAGCGCUCAGUUCAACCCUACUCCUUUACCCUCCCCUUCAGACAGACCCUCGGUCCUCUUGUCAUCUUUAUCUCCUCAACGUAAUGUCAGAAGUUCAACAGAAAGUCCCAGAGCUUCAGCUUCUGACUCAUUAAAAACUGCCCUUGAGAACACUGAUGGUGUAUCUGUAACUGGCUUCAAAGGUAACCGACCGUCUUUUGUAGGGUUUGGAGGGGGGCCGGCUGGAAGGCCCUCUCCUGCCAGAAGGCUGAGCUGUGUAGACAUAAAGUGGCUAGAGAGGUGUCAGGUGUUUGGAGAAAUGGCAGCGGAGGAACAGCCUGUAGCAGGUAAUCAGGAAGUAAGAGUGGAGCAAAAAGAAAGAGAAAAAAUAGAAAGCGUUCAAAGAGCAGAAAAGGAAGACAAAAAUCUAGAGGGGGAACAAAAUGUCCCUGUAGACCACGGAGGAGAAGAAGGAUUAGUUUGUGUCACAAAGGAGGAGGUUAUGAGUGGAAAUGCACCAAAAUCAUCUCCAAAGCACAUGCGGAAAGGAACGAAUAAAAGAAAGGAUGAGGAGGAAAUAGACACAAUGCCGGUUGUGACACCUGACGGUGGCAAUGAAGUCAAAUCAGUAUCCAAAGGUACCAGGAAGAGAGGGAAGAAGAGGGAGAGAGAAGAGGGUCAAACAGAAGGAGAUAUUACGGAAGAAGGAGGGGCAAAAAAGAGGCGGCGGAAUGGUAAAAAGAAAGAGGAGAGCUCUGUUGAAAAGCCAGAGUCCCCCGAUGGAAGAGGACAGAAGAAAAAAAGGGGCAAGAAAAAAGCAAGUGAUGAAGAAGCUGAACAAACAAAUGACAGCAAAGUACCUAAAAAGGCUCCGCAAGAGAACCUGUUUGGAGAAUUAGAGGAGGAAUUUGGAGCUACUCGGAUGAGGAGGGUGAAUCCUGUCAGAGCCAGGGGUGCAGAGGGUAAUUUUGUGAAGAUAAAUCUGAAGAGGAAGUCUCAUGUCAAAGGAUAUGCGCUGAGAGGGAUUGCUUUACGCAAACAGAUGCACAUGCAGAAGUUUCAGCUGAAAGGAGAGCGCUUCGGUGGAGGUGGUGGAUAUUUUGGCAGAGGACGGAGGGGGGGCUUCAGGGGGGGCUUCAGGGGGGGAAUCAGUCGCCAAGGAGACACGUGCUACAAGUGUGGAGGGACUGGACACUGGGCCAUCGACUGCAAGGGCCGAGCUCCUCCACCUCCUGUCGCUGAUGAUCAGCCUGCUGAGGAGGAGCCAUUUGAACUACCCACCCUGGAGGAUGUUGCCAGGGCAACAGGAACUCUGCGACCUCAGCCACUGGCGUUUCCUAGUGUCAAUGAGGAGCAACGUUCACAAGAAAAGGAUGUAGGUGGCGUCCAUGAAGACGAGAUGUUACUGAAUGUGAUUCGUCCUGACUAUGAACGCCCCGCUCCCCCACCACCUAUGGAACCCCUUUAUCAUCUCAAAGAGGAUGGGAAAGUGCAGGAAACGCCUGAUGAAGUCCACGCUGCUCUGAGAGACCUGGGCUAUCAGUCAUUUAGAGCGGGACAAGAAGAAGCCAUUAUGAGGAUUCUGUCAGGUCUUUCUACUCUGGUCGUGUUGUCAACUGGAAUGGGUAAAUCGUUGUGUUACCAGCUGCCAGCCUACUUAUAUGCUCAGAGAUCGAAAUGCAUCACUUUGGUCAUCUCACCUCUCGUUUCUCUGAUGGACGACCAGCUGUCUGGCCUGCCGGUCAUGCUGAAGGCUGCCUGCAUCCACUCCAAUAUGAGCAGGAAACAGAGAGAAGCUGCGAUAGAAAAGGUGAAGUCUGGUCAGGUGUGUGUGCUGCUCCUCUCUCCAGAGGCCCUGGUGGGUGGAGGAGGGUCAGGUGUGGGCUGUCUGCCUGCUGCUCAGGAGCUGCCCCCUGUGGCCUUUGCAUGUAUAGAUGAAGCUCAUUGUGUGUCAGAGUGGUCACACAACUUCAGACCGUGCUACUUAAGACUCUGUAAGGUUCUUCGGGAGCGUCUGGGAGUGCGGUGCCUGCUGGGACUCACGGCUACUGCAACAAUGUCAACAGCACUUGACAUCGCUCAACAUUUGGAAAUCAGCGAUCAAGACGGCAUUGCUGUGAGAUCUGCAGCUGUGCCUCCAAACCUGAAUUUGUCUGUGUCCAUGGAUAAGGAAAAGGACCAGGCUCUGGUGUCCUUGCUGAAAGGUGAGCGUUUUGGUUGUCUGGACUCCAUCAUUGUCUACUGCACCAGAAGAGAGGAGACGGUUCGUGUGGCGGCACUGCUCCGGACGUGUCUGCAGGGAGUACUGGUGAAGGAGAACAAGCAUACCAACGACAGCCAGAUUCCAAACAAUCCUAUUGGACAGAGAAAAAAAGACCUAGCGCGAAAGAAGAUCCGCAAACCGCUGAAAUGGCAGGCUGAGUCCUACCACGCCGGCCUGUCAGCAUCCGAGCGUCGACGAGUCCAGAACAACUUCAUGUGUGGGGAGCUCAGAAUCGUGGUAGCCACCGUGGCAUUCGGCAUGGGCCUGGAUAAAUCUGAUGUCCGUGGCAUCAUUCACUACAACAUGCCAAAGAGCUUUGAGAGCUACGUCCAGGAAAUUGGAAGGGCAGGGAGAGAUGGAGAACCUGCUCACUGCCACCUUUUCCUGAACCCUGAGGGCGGAGACCUUCAUGAGCUCCGUCGUCAUAUUUAUGCAGACACUGUGGAUUAUUAUACAGUCAAACGACUGGUCCAGAAAGUUUUCCCUGCUUGCAAAUGUGAGAAGAUACACCAGAAACAAAAAGAAAUCUGGAAGGACGUUGAAGACUCUGAGCUGAUGGAGAUGAUUGAUGUGUGUGAUCAGGAGAGCAAAUUAAACUGUUCUGCACAACACGACGAAGCACGUGUUGACAGACCUGCACAGAUUUCAGAACCUGAAUCGGCUGAGCCGUCAUUCCAGGAGGAUGGCAAAAGAAAGGAAAACAUGGAGGGUUAUGAGAAAAAAGAGGAGGACGUGACAGUUAAAGGUGAGGGACUUGAUUGGCAGACUGACCAGAAAGUGGAGGGUGCUGAUUGGCCAGAGGAGCGACUAUGUCACACUCACGAAAGAGCAAUUCCCAUCCAAGAGACUGUGGAGACUCUGGACAUCACAGAGGAAGGUGUGGAGACACUGCUCUGCUACCUGGAGCUGCACCCUCAGCGCUUUGUGGAGCUCCUCCACCCGACCCUGUCUGUGUGUAAAGUGAGCUGCUACGAUGGGCCCAAACAACUCCAGAAAAUCACCAAGAUCUGCCCACCGAUUGCCGUGGUGUUGGCAAGGCGGAGGAUGGCGGGCGAGCGAGUGGAGAGGUGCGAUCAACUGGAGUUUGACGUGGUCGAGGUCGCCGACACUAUGGGAUGGCAACUCCCUCUUGUGAAAAGAGGACUCAGGCAACUCCAGUGGAGCACUGAGAGAGCUGGUGGAAGAAGUGGGGUCCUUGUUGAGUUCUCCUCUCCUUCCUUCUACUUCCGCUCCUUUGGCGAUCUGAGCGAUGAGGAGAUGGACAGAGUUUGUCAGUUCCUCCACGGGCGAGUGCAGGCCCAAGAGAGGACACAGCUGUACCAGCUGACCGCUUGCUUUCAAGCCUUCAAGAGUGUUGCCUUCCCCACCGUCACAUCCUGUGUCGAUGAUUUGGACGACAGUAGAAGUCUAAAGCUAAAAAACCAUCUCUCUGAGUACUUUGACAAGAGGCGAGACAGAAGUCUAACCCUCCAACCGGCAGACCUCGAUGAGCUUGGCAAAUAUAAGCUGCUCGACUGGGAGAGUCAGAUCCGAGCCGACAUUAGAAGUUUUCUUUCCAACCGAAGUGAUGAGAAAUUUUCGGGAAGAGCUGUCGCUAGAAUCUUUCAUGGCAUAGGAAGUCCUUGCUAUCCUGCUCAGACAUACGGCAAAGACAGGCGUUACUGGAGGAAAUACAUCCAGUUUGACUUCAAUCAACUCAUCAGGUUGGCCACCCAGGAAAUCAUUCACCUCAAAUGACUGAUCUGCCCAUAUCGAACUUUCCCAUUGUCAAGCCAUAUUGGAAUUCACCUACAUCCACAUUUCUCACACAAUUAAAAAAAAAAACCCAAAACAAACAAA